Rodentolepis nana is the source of this 372-nucleotide messenger RNA. Lineage: Eukaryota; Metazoa; Platyhelminthes; Cestoda; Cyclophyllidea; Hymenolepididae. The record is from the annotation of a GenBank genome assembly.
AUGGACAGUUGCAGUCUGAUAAACGCUAAUUCGGGAGUGAAAUUAAAUUCAGUUUCUACUAGCAACAGCAGCAAUCGUGUGAUUCUAAAUGUUGGUGGAGUACGACAUGAAACCUACAAGUCGACUCUGAAGAAGAUACCAGCAACUCGACUCUCCCGCUUGACAGAGGCUUUGGCGAACUACGAUCCACUGCUGAAUGAGUACUUCUUUGAUAGACACCCAGGUGUAUUUGCUCAAGUCCUUAAUUACUAUCGAACAGGAAAAUUGCAUUAUCCAGUUGAUGUUUGUGGCCCACUUUUUGAAGAGGAAUUAGCAUUUUGGGGCCUGGACUCAAACCAAGUGAGUAUGCAUUGUGGUCUCAUUCAUUUGUAG